Notechis scutatus (mainland tiger snake) is the source of this 6287-nucleotide messenger RNA. It is a transcript of the gene PSKH1, whose product is annotated as protein serine kinase H1. Gene Ontology annotation, molecular function: ATP binding; protein kinase activity. Gene Ontology annotation, biological process: protein phosphorylation. NCBI's taxonomy places the organism in Eukaryota, Metazoa, Chordata, Lepidosauria, Squamata, Elapidae. The record is from RefSeq and is a predicted model, not a curated record.
CGCCAUGACGCCAGCGCCAAACCAAAACCCCCUGUGGGCUUGGGUUGGACCCGGCGCCCUCCCGGCCGCGGGCUGAGCUUCUUUGGGAUGUUGCAAUGGUUGGGAUUGUUCCAGACAUGGUUGCUGUGGUGCUACCUACCGUGGGAGAGCAUUUUGAUGGAUGACUAGUACCAUUCAGUGAUGGGCUGUGGGACUAGUAAAAUCCUUCCCGAGCCUCCCAAGGAUGUUCAUUUGGAUCUGGUUAAAAAGGUCGAGCCCUACACUGCUUAUAAAACUGACAUAUAUAAACAUUUCAUCAAAGGUGAUGGAGAUGCCAUCAAGUCUGCUAUUCCUUCUCCUCCGUGCCACACCAAUCCGUAUGUGGAGCAGCAGGAGCCCCGGAAGAACAGAGUGGCAAAGUACCGUGCCAAAUUUGAUCCCAGAGUGACCGCCAAGUACGACAUCAAAGCUCUGAUUGGCCGAGGUAGCUUUAGUCGGGUGGUACGCGUGGAGCACAAAGCGACCAAGCAGCCUUAUGCAAUCAAGUUGAUAGAGACCAAAUACCGCGAGGGGAGAGAAGUAUGCGAAUCGGAGCUGUGCGUGCUCCGCCGAGUGCGGCACACCAACAUCAUCCAACUCAUCGAAGUCUUUGAGACUCAGGAGCGCGUCUACAUGGUGAUGGAACUGGCCACCGGAGGCGAAUUGUUCGACCGUAUUAUUGCUAAAGGGUCUUUCACGGAAAGGGAUGCCACCCGAGUGCUACAGAUGGUGUUGGAUGGGGUUAAAUACUUGCAUACGUUGGGCAUAACUCACAGAGACUUGAAGCCAGAGAACUUGCUCUAUUAUCACCCAGGUAUGGACUCUAAGAUCAUGAUCACCGAUUUCGGGCUAGCGAGUGCCCGGAAGAAAGGAGACGACUGCUUAAUGAAGACUACCUGUGGGACCCCGGAGUACAUUGCCCCAGAGAUCUUGAUCAGGAAGCCUUACACUAACUCUGUGGACAUGUGGGCGCUCGGGGUGAUCUCGUACAUCCUGCUCAGUGGGACUAUGCCUUUUGAGGAUGAUAACCGCACCCGCUUGUAUCGGCAAAUUCUGAAAGGAAAAUACAGUUACUCUGGGGAGCCCUGGCCCAGUGUGUCCAACCUCGCUAAAGAUUUCAUUGACCACCUGCUCACUGUGGAUCCUGGCGACCGGAUGACAGCACUUCAAGCCUUGAAGCAUCCCUGGGUGGUAAGCAUGGCGGCCUCUUCUUCCAUGAAGAACCUGCACCGCUCCAUCUCUCAGAACCUCCUCAAGAGGGCGUCGUCUCGUUGCCAAAGCACCAAAUCAGCCCAGUCUACCCGUUCCAGCCGUUCCACCAAAUCCAACAAGUCCCGCCGCGUGCGGGAGAGGGAACUGCGAGAACUGAACUUGCGGUAUCAGCAACAGUACAAUGGCUGACGGCUCAACAAGAGACGAUCUCACUUCCUUUUUUCCUGUCCCUGGGGCGCGUGGUGCAGAGUGCCCAUUAAGGGCACAGCUGCCUUAUUUCUUCUCUGAAAGUUCAGUCUCUGUGUCUGUCUUUCUCUUUUGAAAGAAAUGGAGAUUUGGGGACAUGGAUGCCUUUGGGGAAAUGCCCUACCUGGGCAGGGUCAGUACAGUAUCUCUGCCGUGGUUGGGAAACGAGGAAAGUCCUUUUGGGGUCCUCCCUGGAUCAAGUCCUGAGCUGAUGGUCUGAAAUACUGGAAACACACGGAAGAGAAAAUGCUUCCUCAGUUUAAAAUCCUGGCUACCACUGCUUAUUUAAUGACGAAAGUCAAUUGUUGUUGGCACAGUGUCUGAUGGUUGAGAGAUUUAGAAGGCAAACCUCUGCCCACUUACCUGGAAAUAAGCUUGAUUAAAUUAAUAAUCAUUAGAUACGUACAGAAGUACACACUAGGUUUCACUUGCUUAAGAUUUGGAAUCACCUGGAGCUCGAGGCACUUCCAGGAGUGCAGAAAGGGACAGUCAAUUUUCUUUACCAGCAUGACCUCUUGGACUGUGCUAAACAUUUUUUUCUGGUAACAUUUAAUGUGUGUGUGUGUGUGUGAAGAGGGGGAUGUUCUCUAGAUCUGGGCCAACAUUUAACUGGAAAUGGCUUGGAAUGAGCUUUGUUCUUCUUGCCUCUUACUCUUUUGUGGCAUUGCUUUGAUCUUCAGUUUGUUUGUUUUUUUGGUUUUUCCACUUAAUGUUGGGAUGAAUUAUAAUCCCAGUUAUCAUUCCAAGUCUGCCAAAAUUGUAGGAUGUGGGUCAGCAUUCCACAUUCCCAGAGACUGCAAGAACCUUAAUGAGUUUGUCUUCCAACAUCACACCCUGCUAUAGAUUGUCCUAUUACAAUGACAGAAUGAGCAGUAGAAAGGUCUCAUCAAAGGUUGUGGUUGAAGUUUGUUAUGUCUGCCUAUAGAAUGUGCAGAGAAAACAACUUAGAAUUGUUAACUUAUGUAGUUUAAUGAGAUCCACAAAUAUUCUACACUGCAGAGACCCCCAAAGGAUUAACCCAGUUAAAAAAAAUUUGGGCAGUUGCAAACAGAGUCCAAAACCAAGAGCAAUAAUCCUGCCGCAGCCAUGUUUUUUUAAAAAGUCAGGUGAAGCAAUGCAAAUGAUUAUAACAAGAUUUGCACAUUACCAAAAUGCAUCUUCAAAAUCAUUCACCAACUUGAAGGAGAGUUGAAUUCUUCUAUCCUUGUUUAAGCCUGAUAUACAGCCAAAGGAAGUGUUGGAAUUUUGACGAUGGCAUUAAUCCUUUAAUUUCAAACAGCUUGGAGAGUCAGGUUUUAAGGGCUCCAUAUAGAAAAAUGCAUCUCCCUGCACAGAUUAGGAAGGAACCUUCAGAGGCACUAAACCUUUAUUAGCAAAGAGAAGAUUAGCCGAACGUGGGAAUGGAUUCAAAGUGCCCCCCCCCCUGCAUGCAUGGUGGAGGGGUCCAGUGAAGUCUGCUACCUCAUUCUGCGGGAUAGGAAGACUCCCGUGGGAAGCGAAAGCUGGUCAAAAGACCGUCUGGAGUUUCCCAGUCAUUGAUCCUAGCUUUGAAAAUAACCACCCAGAGAUGUUUUUAAUUCUCUACAUCAGCCCAAUUCCUAUUUAGUUGAGCUAGUCCUCCUGAUCUUUUUCAGUCGUUUUUUUUUCCAGGUUGGAAUUGUGGCCAAGACAGCUAAAAAGUGCCUUUUUAUCAGCAACCAACUCCUUAUACCCUCUGGCAGAUCCUGGUUAACAAUGUAACUUUCUCAGAACAAAUGCACAUGUCUUUAACAAUAAUUAUCCGGCAGUUUAAAGUUUAGCAUUUCUUCAGUCUUGAUACUCAAGAGGUUUUAUCAUGUUGGGCAGUUAAAUGCCGCUGAAUUUUAUGAGUGUUAUGAGCCUAAAGAUAAGUUUUACUCCAGCCAGUGAUGAUUCUAGACUAGAGGUAUCCCUGCAGCUUAAUUUUUACAUUCACUUGAGCAUGCAUUAUUCUACUUUCGAUUUAUCUCUACUCCUGUACCAAGCACACCACAUGUAGAAUUGGUUUCUCAGGCCAGGGCGCCAUCUAGUGGCUCAGGAUACACUUGCCUGUCGGAUCAAUUAAUGCAAAGGCCUGUUAAUGCUUGACAUGAUAUCCUGUCGUUAUUUCCUGUACCAGAAUUGGCAUACCUUAAUUCAUAUUUUGAUAGCUGUUGGGCCAUACCAAAUUUCCCAUCGGCUUUUGCAUUAAAGGUGCUUUUUCAAGAGGCAACUGGACUUUCUUUGUCCAGUUGCCUCUUGAAAAAGCACCUUUGGGGCAACCCUGACCUGGAUGACUGAGAAUCUCCAUGGACAUUGGCCUUGGCGGUAUUUACUUGACUCUUCAGAAUAUUCUUAGGUCUGGGGUAGAGAUUUCUUUAACUCUUCUUUGCUCCAUUCCUUUUGGAUAAGACGCCAAUUCCGGAGAGAGGCGCUGUUUUUGACCCCUUAGUUGUCCAUGGAGAUCAGUACUAUCAUUCUAAGCAUAGAGGUGAGAAACCUCCGUGGAGGAUGGCCUCCUGGCCCUUCUAUAAUUAUAAGCAAAUCAUUCACAAAGUGGAGUUCCUGUUUUUAAAAUGCACGCCAUAAUUUCUAAGACAGGAAAGUUAUGUUUAUCCUGGAUGCAGCGUAACUCUUAAUCCAUGCUUCUUCCAAUUCAUGUUGGUGUUGAGCUGCUAAGUUGAUUUAUGAUACGUACGCCAUAACGACCAUUGAAUAUUCUCCUGAUCUUGAGAUUAGGUGGUGCCCAGUACCAAUGACCCCUUUUCUCACUCUUGGAAAUACUAAAUGUUGUAAAUAUACUGGAACUUAGCAAUACUGUGUUAAAAAGUACGAUUAAUUUGAAAUCCAUCUGUGACGUGGAGAAAGAAUGCAAAGUUGGGAUUACAUUCUGAAGACCUAAGUGUGCUAUACAUUAGAAGUCACUUCUGGCCCUCAUUUUGCCGUCAGAAAUAUAUUCUUUUUUUUUAAUGUCUUGUAUUUGAGCAUCCGUGGGUCCUUUUAGUGCCAGUCUCUUCCUGUCGCUUUCUAAGGGCUCAUUGGACUACAGCCACGCAUACCCAAGGGUUGGCAGUAAGAGGUGUCAUCGAAUUACUGCCAAGUAGGAAGAAGCAUAAGAUUUUUUUCUAGGGGAGUGAUUAAAAGAAAGCUGUCUGGAGCCAAGCAUCUAUGUAUUCCACAGUGUCAGGAUAUUUAGCUUUUAUCAGGCAUUCUUAUUGUCUACCUUUAAACUGCCUACCUUUUUUUUAAUCCAGGAACUCUCUUGCACUUUAUCUUGUCCCGAUAAUUUUGUAUUUCCUAUGAGUCACAUGUUUCAACAUUUCCCAUCAUUUCAUAUGAAACACAAGUUCCAGUGUUUCCCAACGUGUCCAAUGAGUUCACAAGACAACGCUUUAACCCUUCUGGCUUUUUAAUGACUUUUAUUCUCCAGUGGAAGAGAAUUAAAAUGUGGAAAUGUUAUUGUGACCGUACAGUGAUUCACAAACCCGUCAGAGCUGCAUCUCUCAUGAAAUUAUUGCCAGCAAGAUAUUCCCUUCCCAAUGAGGAGCACAAUUGUCCUCCGCUUACUAGCCCAACAUGGAUUUCCUACGACUGGUGGAGAGGAUAUGACAGGAGAUCAUUUUAAGCAGUCCUUCUAUGUCUGCCAUAAUGCCUAGAUUGGCCUUUAAAUGUUUAUCACAUAAAUGACCAGGAUUGUUAUGUGUGGAAGUUUCAGCUUUGAUGAGCAAAUAAGGGGGUAAAGAUGGAAUUAAAGUAGUCUUGUGUUCUUCUGAGGUUUUUUGUAAAUAGAAUUCAGCAGCUGGAGAACUUAAAGAAAACACAUUUGGGAAUGGGAUCAGAUGCAUAAAUCCACACCGGUAAUUUUGCCAAUACUUUCAAAAAGUUGCCUUUAUCUCAAGAUGGAUAUAAAUGCCAUUUUGCCAGUUUAGUGCCUUAUUUAAACUACUCAAGUCAUUGUUCUUGGAAACCUAGCACUCACAAUGAGUUCACAGUCCAAAGAACCACUUUGCUGAUGAUGCAGUUAGUAAGUCCAGACUAGUUCUCUUUUUCUCCGUGUUGUGUUACAAAUAGCUUUUGAAACUCUGCGUGUCAAAGGAAGUCUGAUGUAACACAAGGGACUCCUUUGUUCAAAGGAGGGGAAAAACCAUUACAAAUCUCAGUGACAAUUUUUGAACUACUGGGUGUCUGGGCUCCAUCUGAUGUCAUGGAAGCAGAAAUAAUACAAAAAAAUAGGAGAUUUUCCCUUGGAUGGGUUAGAGCAGGGGUCCCCAAACUUGGCAACUUUAAGACUUGUGCACUUCAACUCCCAGCUGGCUGGAGUAUUCUGGGAGUUGAAGUCCACAAGUCUUAAAGUUGCCGUGUUUGGAGACCUCUGGGUUAGAAAAAGGUCUGUUGCUUUCCCUGCUUUUAAUUUUUCUUGGUUUGGUUCAGCAAACCAUCUUUAUCCAAACCAUUUAUUUUAGGGAGGAAGUCCUAUAGAUUCACCGAAAUCCUAGAUGGACAGUAGCUGUCCAUGGUACUGGUGCUUACAAGUAGUCCCUGACUCACAACUAUUUGUUUAGUGGCGGUUUGAAGUUGGAACAGCCUCUGAAAAGGAUGACCUGUGACCAUUUUUCACCCUGAAGUUGCAGCAUCCCCAUGGCGAUGUGAUCAAAAUCCAGGCACUUGGCAACCGGCAUGUAUUUAUGGCAGUUGCGCUGUCCCCACAGCCUCACCAUUUGUGACCUUCCCAGCUGGCUUUCUAUCAGCAAAAUCAAUGGGGAAAGCCGGAUUCCCUUCACGGACCCACUGAACAAUUGCAGCGGUUCGCUUAA